AUGUCAACGCACCCAGAGGUCCUAUGGGCUCAGCGUAGCAGCGAGUCGGACGAUUCAAAGAACGUCAUAUAUCUGACCGUCAGCCUUCCAAAUAUCCACGAUUCAUCACUAAAAUAUGAAUUGAGUCCCGCAAGUAUCAACUUCGCAGCCAAUGCUGGACCCGCAAAUGCCGAAACCAAGCACUACGAGUUUUCUUUGGAUUUAUACAAUGAUAUUAUUCCGGAGCUAUCUCAGCACAAACUUACCUCCCGUUCGUUCACAGCUGUCCUCCGGAAGAAAGACAGGAAACUGGAAUACUGGCCUCGGUUGACAAAGGAAAAGGCCAAGACGCCGUUCGUCAAAACAGACUUUGACAAAUGGGUCGAUGAGGACGAGCAAGACGGAGCCCCUGACGACCAUUUCGGUAUGGAUGGCGGAUUCGGCAAUAUGGAUUUCAGUAAGAUGCUGGGAGGUGAUGCAAAUGAUACAGGCACUGCAAGUGCUGAAUCGGACGAUGACGACGGCCCACCUCCAUUGGAGGACGCUUAA
This is a messenger RNA of Pisolithus orientalis, 528 nucleotides long. RefSeq names its product HSP20-like chaperone. The transcript is spliced from 6 exons. The record is from RefSeq and is a predicted model, not a curated record. The coding region runs from base 1 to 528 and encodes 175 amino acids. Gene Ontology annotation, biological process: protein folding; chaperone-mediated protein complex assembly. Gene Ontology annotation, molecular function: protein-folding chaperone binding; Hsp90 protein binding. Gene Ontology annotation, cellular component: nucleus; cytosol. NCBI's taxonomy places the organism in Eukaryota, Fungi, Basidiomycota, Agaricomycetes, Boletales, Pisolithaceae.